AUGCCUCCCGCCCAGCGUGGUGGCUGCCUUCGUGCUCUGGGGUUCCUCUGCCUGUUUGCAGUGGUGCAAGCAAAGACCAGAACUUAUUACCUCGGGAUUGUGGAAGAGUACUGGGACUAUGCACCGUCCGGGAAAAAUCUGAUCACCGGAGAAAACCUCUUACAGGACAAGUUUGCAAGCGUGUAUGCGACAAGAGGAGCCAACCGGAUAGGACGUGUGUACAAAAAGGCUGUUUUUAGGCAAUUCACAGAUGACACUUACUCCCAGGAGAUCCCCAAAGCAGCAUGGCUGGGGUUCCUUGGGCCAGUCCUAAAGGCAGAAGAAGAGGAUGUUUUUAUCAUCCAUCUAAAAAACUUUGGCUCCCGCCCGUACUCUGUGCAUCCACAUGGGGUCUUCUAUGACAAGGACUCUGAAGGAGCACUUUACCCUGACGGAACCGGUGGUAAAAGCAAAGAGGACGACUUUGUUGUUCCCGGUGGAAAUUACACGUACACAUGGCCAGUAAGGAAAGAUUAUUCCCCAACUUUGGCAGACUCAAACUGCUUGACUUGGAUUUACCAUUCUCACAUUGACACUCCAAGAGAUAUUGCAUCUGGUUUAAUUGGGCCACUGCUGGUUUGUAAAAAAGGAACUGCAGAUGAGACCUCAAUAGAAGGGACUGGUGCUGUUAAUGCUUUUGCCCUGAUGUUUAGCAUUGUAGAUGAAAACUUCAGCUGGUACCUUGAUGAGAAUAUAAACACGUUCUGCUUAGAGCCAGCCACAGUUGACAAAGAGGAUGAAGAUUUCCAGACCAGCAACCGAAUGCAUGCUAUUAAUGGUUAUAUUUAUGGCAAUCUUCCCGUCUUGGAGAUGUGCGCUGACACUUCCAUGUCCUGGCACUUGUUUGGCAUGGGAAGCGAGAUAGAUAUCCAUGCUGCGUAUUUCUAUGGCCACACGUUCACCAGCAGAGACCAGAGGGCAGAUGUCAUUGGUCUGUUCCCAGCAACGUUCAUCACAGCGGAGAUGACUCCUGGGAACCCGGGGAGGUGGCUGAUAACGUGCCAGGUGAACGAGCACUUACGAGGUGGCAUGGAGGCACUGUACGAUGUUCAGAUCUGCCAGAAGAACCUGUCGCGGCCCUCACCACCCAGUCACAAGAGGAGAUAUUAUAUCGCUGCUGAAGAAGUGCUCUGGAAUUACGGACCUGACGGUUAUGAUAAAUUCACUGGGCAGGGUUUAAACACCACUGGCAGUGAAUCUGCAAUAUAUUUCACACAAGGGACUGACAGAAUAGGAGGGCAAUACUGGAAAGUUCGCUAUGUGGAAUAUACUGAUGCAACAUUCAGUAAGAAGAUUUGGUCAGAGGACAUGAAGCACCUGGGAAUACUUGGCCCUGUUAUAAAAGCUGAAGUGGGAGACACAGUGCUGGUUACUUUUGCCAACAAAGCCAGAAGAAGCUACAGCAUUAUGGCCCAUGGUGUAAGCUUCAGCAAGCUGUCAGAAGGAGCUCCAUACAUAGAUGGCUAUAUGAAGCCAGGAGCCCACGUUAAGCCAGGUGAAACCUUCACAUACAAAUGGAGGGUGCCUGAAAAUGGAGGUCCAACAGAAAGUGACCCUCCAUGCCUCACCUAUCUGUACUACUCAGCAACUGAUGCCGUCAAAGACACCAACUCUGGCCUUGUGGGGCCUUUGCUGGUCUGUCGGAAGAAUACACUGAAUCCCGACGGGACACAGAAAGGAAUAGACAGAGAAUUUUACCUCCUCUUUUCAAUCUUUGAUGAGAAUGACAGCUGGUAUCUGCACAAGAAUAUUGAAACAUUUACUGGAGACCCUUCAAGAGUAGAUGAAAAUGAUGAAGAUUUCAAGGAAUCCAACAAAAUGCAUGCUGUCAAUGGCUACUUGUUUGGUAACCUGCCAGGCCUGACCAUGUGCAAGGAUGACAAGGUCUCCUGGCACCUCAUCGGGCUGGGCAGCCACUACGACAUGCACGGGGUUCAGUUUCAAGGAAACACCAUUGACCUGAGGGGUACGACGAGGGACGGUCUGGCCUUGUUUCCUCAUUUAUCAUGGACAGCGCUGAUGCAGCCGGACCGUGUGGGCACAUUCAAAGUGGUUUGCAGGACUUUUGAUCACUUUGUUGGUGGGAUGAAACAUCUCUACGAGGUCAGCAGCUGCCGUAACACCACCCGAGCCCGGCAGCAGAGCGGAACCAUAAGGCUCUACUACAUUGCUGCGGAGGAGGUGGAGUGGGACUAUGCUUCAAACAAGAGCUCAGUACCGAACAUUUACAACAUCAGCAGCAACGAGGAAAGCUAUGGGCAUAUUUUCUUGAAUCAAGCAGAAGAUCAGAUUGGUUCAAAAUACAAGAAGGUGGUUUACAGGGAGUACACAAACGGCAACUUCACACAGCGUAAAGUGAGGACAGAGGAGGAGGAACACUUGGAAAUCCUGGGGCCGUUACUCCAUGCUGAGGUUGGUGACUCUGUACUGGUUGUGUUUAAGAACAAGGCCAGCAGGCCUUAUUCGGUAACCGCACAUGGAAUAGAAGAGGUGGGCUGUGAAGAGCAACCCGAGACACCAAUUACACUCCCUGGGGAAAUAAACACCUACAGAUGGAAUGUCCCAGAACGAUCUGGCCCUGGUAAAACAGAUCCAAACUGCAUUACUUGGGUUUAUUAUUCAACAGCGAAUUUUGUGAAGGACACAUACAGUGGUCUGAUUGGACCUCUUGUAGUUUGCAGAAGAGGAGUUCUAGAUGAAAGAGGUCAAAGGAAAGACAUUGAUCGUGAAUUUACUCUUCUGUUUAUGGUGUUUGAUGAAAAUGAAUCCUGGUAUUUGAAAGACAAUAUUGAAACAUACCUUCAUAAGAAUCCUGAUGAUUUUAAUGCCACUAAGAACUUUGUAGAAGGCAACAGCAAGCAUGCCAUCAAUGGGAAGAUUUAUAACAGUCUUCUGGGUCUAACAAUGAACAAAGGUGACAGGACAAACUGGUAUUUGAUAGGAAUGGGUGAUGAAGUGGACAUACAUACCGUUCACUUCCAUGCACAGACCUUCAUCUUCAAGACAGAUAAGGACCACAGAGGAGAUGUAUACGACCUUUUUCCUGGGACUUUCCAGACAAUUGAUCUUGUAGCAGAAAACCCUGGAACGUGGCUUCUGCACUGCCAUGUAGCCGAUCACAUCCACGCUGGCAUGGAGACAACCUACACCAUCAAUAAAUCAGAGAGGAAGGCUCCUUCAGCAGAACUCACAACCAGAGCAUACAAUGCAACUACUGCAAAAAACACCACCACUGCCGAAGCAGAUUAUGACAGCAAAGGGGGCAUUUUUUUUGGCAAAACUUUGAGUCCUGGAGAAACCAGCCUGAUCCUUGCAGCCUUUUUCUUCAUUGGACUUAUUCUGCUGUCAACAGCAUUAACUGUCUUCUGCCUCAUCAGCCGCCAAGGAAGCAGGAUCCAUUACACAGCUCUGCAUGACAAAAGUGCAUUUCUAACAGAUUCCCUGUAAAUCCCCACUUUUAGCAUCACUCACAGAGCCACACUGGAUUUCAUGACAUGCUGCUAAUAACACUGAGCAAGACACAUGCUGAUAGUCCUACCCCAUCACCAGUGCUCUUAAGAGUGAACAUGAGGGUUCAGCUCCAAGGCUCAUGUACCACCUAUCACCAUUCCACUCCUCUGGAGCUCAGUUGAGCUUUGCCCAAGAUCAGAUUUGGCAACCAAGCAGAGCAGCACGACUCAUGGCAUCCACAUCAGCUGCACAGGAUUUCCACGGGAGUCAGGCUUGGGCAGCACAGGAUCCAUGUGCUCUGUGCAGAAACACGGGGCUCACACUAGGGAAUAAAUACUGUUUUAAGUGUGCUGGCUUCUGACAGAGCAGCCAUGGUGUUAAUCCAGAAGGGCCAGCGGAUUCCCAAAGUCUCGUUCAAUGAAUUCACUGAGAUUUAAGCGAUUCUCCUUUAUUUCCCCUCUAAAGAAGGAAACUGUGCACUGCGGACAGAUUUUUAAAGGCAUUUAGGGACCUACCAAUAUAUUUUCACACCCGAUGCAGUUCAGCAGUGCCCCUGCUAUUUGUUUCUAACAGCAUUUGUUAAUGCCUUUAAAGAUCUAGCCCUAAGAACCCCCUGAAAAAGUAGUUGACUUUGUAAUUGCUGCUCAUUGUGGUCCUGAUUCUGCACCUCUUCUUUGCAUUGAGUAGCUCCUCACUCCCCACCUGCAAUGAAGCCAUCAGGAGGCUGACCUUUGCGCUCUGUGAGGAAGACAGGCAAACCCAGGCCAUGUUUCGUGAUACUUGAAUGUUUAUAGCUCAUUUUUAGUUAGAUAGUGCUCAUCCUUG
This is a messenger RNA of Pezoporus flaviventris, 4314 nucleotides long. It is a transcript of the gene HEPHL1, whose product is annotated as hephaestin like 1. Bases 1 to 3486 code for a protein of 1161 amino acids. The transcript has 20 exons. Gene Ontology annotation, biological process: iron ion transport. Gene Ontology annotation, cellular component: plasma membrane. The record is from RefSeq and is a predicted model, not a curated record. Lineage: Eukaryota; Metazoa; Chordata; Aves; Psittaciformes; Psittacidae. Gene Ontology annotation, molecular function: ferroxidase activity; copper ion binding.